CUAAUUGGAUCAUUUUGCUACUGUAUUUGGAGGGGUCACUCACAUAAAAUUACCAUUUUCCUCCUCACCCGAAAGCAGAUGUGUUCUGAGCACUAGGCCGGCAGCAGAAGUAGACACACUGUGAGGAACACUGGUGUCCACUCUCACUGGACAGGCGCACCCUUCUUGACCCUAAGUCUGAAUCGCCCAGCGGUUCACAGUCAGGCACCGGGGAGGCUGGGGGCCAUGGACGGAGGCUGUGCUCUGGGUGAGCCGGGGGGCGCGGGGCGGGGGGCGCGCAGCCGGGUAGGCGGGGCAGCAGGGGCGGGGUCGGGAGGGGAGGGAUGUCUGGGGACCGCGCGCACUCGCGGCGUCCAGCCGUGUUCAGCCGCCGCCUUUCGUGGGAGCCGCGCGCGGAGUGGCGGGGACGCGCUCGGGGGCUGGGGGGCGGCGUCGGCGGCCAGAGCGCGGGGUCCGGGUCUGAGAGCUAGCGGCGCGGGGCUGCGGAUGCGCGGCGACCCGCGGGCUGAGUGGGAUUCGGGAACGCUGGGUUUCGCGAGGUCCGGCAUCGCUGUUCCUCUGCGCGCAUCUCCCGAGCAAGAGGUGCCGCCUGUCCUCGCCCCCCUGCCGCAGCCGCAGGACAUGGAGCCCCCAGUCCAGAUCUUCCGCGGCGAGCCGGGCCCCACCUGCUCCCCGAGCACCUGCCUGCCCCCCAACGGCAGCGGCUGGUUCCCCGGCUGGGCCGAGCCGGACGGUAACGGCAGCGCGGGCUCGGAGGACGUGCUGCUGGAGCCGGCUCACAUCUCCCCGGUCAUCCUGGUCAUCAUCACGGCCGUCUACUCCGUGGUGUUCGUCGUAGGCUUGGUGGGCAACUCGCUGGUCAUGUUCGUGAUCAUCCGAUACACAAAGAUGAAGACAGCAACCAACAUCUAUAUCUUCAACCUGGCUUUGGCAGAUGCUCUGGUGACCACGACUAUGCCAUUCCAGAGCACGGUCUAUUUGAUGAACUCCUGGCCCUUUGGGGACGUGCUGUGCAAGGUGGUCAUCUCCAUCGACUACUACAACAUGUUCACCAGCAUCUUCACCUUGACCAUGAUGAGUGUGGACCGUUACAUCGCCGUGUGCCACCCCGUCAAGGCUCUUGACUUCCGCACACCCCUGAAGGCGAAGAUCAUCAACAUCUGUAUUUGGAUCCUGUCUUCAUCUGUUGGCAUCUCUGCCAUAGUCCUUGGAGGAACCAAAGUUAGGGAAGACAUGGAAGUCAUCGAAUGCUCCCUACAGUUCCCGGACGACGACUACUCCUGGUGGGACCUGUUCAUGAAGGUCUGUGUCUUCGUCUUCGCCUUCGUCAUCCCCGUCCUCAUUAUUAUUGUCUGCUACACCCUCAUGAUCCUGCGCUUAAAGAGCGUCCGCCUCCUCUCCGGCUCCCGGGAGAAAGACCGCAACCUGCGGCGGAUCACCAGGCUCGUGCUGGUGGUGGUGGCGGUCUUCAUCAUCUGCUGGACCCCCAUCCACAUUUUCAUCCUCGUGGAGGCCCUGGGGAGCACCGCCCACAGCACGGCCGCUCUUUCCAGCUACUACUUCUGCAUCGCCCUGGGCUACACCAACAGCAGUCUGAACCCCAUUCUCUACGCCUUCCUUGACGAAAACUUCAAGCGGUGUUUCCGGGACUUCUGCUUUCCCAUUAAGAUGAGGAUGGAGCGCCAGAGCACAAGCAGGGUCAGGAAUACCGUUCAGGAUCCUGCCUACAUGAGGGAGGUUGAUGGGGUAAAUAAACCAGUAUGACUAGU
This is a messenger RNA of Cervus elaphus (red deer), 1769 nucleotides long. It is a transcript of the gene OPRK1, whose product is annotated as opioid receptor kappa 1. The transcript has 4 exons. Gene Ontology annotation, molecular function: dynorphin receptor activity; neuropeptide binding. NCBI's taxonomy places the organism in Eukaryota, Metazoa, Chordata, Mammalia, Artiodactyla, Cervidae. Gene Ontology annotation, biological process: neuropeptide signaling pathway; G protein-coupled opioid receptor signaling pathway; sensory perception of pain. Gene Ontology annotation, cellular component: neuron projection; membrane. The coding region runs from base 226 to 1764 and encodes 512 amino acids. The record is from RefSeq and is a predicted model, not a curated record.